Messenger RNA from Juglans microcarpa x Juglans regia, 1107 nucleotides. RefSeq lists its product as uncharacterized. The record is from RefSeq and is a predicted model, not a curated record. The transcript has 2 exons. Bases 280 to 810 code for a protein of 176 amino acids. NCBI's taxonomy places the organism in Eukaryota, Viridiplantae, Streptophyta, Magnoliopsida, Fagales, Juglandaceae.
CUGGGCCUUGUAAUUAAGAUUAGAUGGAUCCAAUAAACCCGCCGCUUGAAUCUCCGACUCCGAAUAAAGAGUCGAAAUCCAUAUCGAAUUGGGCUUUAUUCCAUAUCGAGUAAAAAGCUUUUGCACUUACAUAGCCCAAGCGAAGCUUCUUAUCCAGCUACCGAAAACUCAGCCCCCCCUUCCCCCCAACUUUUUCGAUUUAUCUGCAGCCAGAGACGGUUCCGACCGCCGCCGAAUACUCCUGCAACUCCUGGCAUUUUGUGUGGGAGUUCCUUUGCCAUGGGUGAUUUUUCAAUUCAGAUUAGCGGCAACCUCCUUAAUCAGCUUGCUGAUGACACCGAAAAGCCAAAGAAAACAAAAAAAAUUAAAGCUAAUAUACGAGGGCCUAAGCCCCAAACUAAUGUAAAUCAGAAGGAGAUUACUGAUGAUUCCGAAACAUUGAAAGGGGCUGCUGCUACAAGAUGGCCACUGCAGCCUCCAUUAUUCCUACCAGUAAACCCUCCUGCACAAUCAGCCUACUCAGAGUUGGAUGCAAUUCGAUCCAUCCUUCAGGAUAGUGAGAGGGUUAUUGGGAGGUUGCAGAAGCAGGAGGAUAGUAUGGCACAGGAAGUAACACAAAGAGCUAAGGAUCUUCGAGAUAAGGAGUUCAAGCUUCCAUAUCAGAAGCCGAUGCCCUGUUUGGCUGAGAACGAUUCUUGGUUGGCAUGCUACAAGGAGCAUCCCAAGGACUUGCUGAAAUGUGCCCCUCUGGUUAGAAACUUUGAAAGCUGUAUUCGCAGAGCUAGGCAGCAAGUGAGUCCAGCAGAGUAAUGUUUCCCAGAGAAAAUGUUUCUGGUGACAUACAUGAGUGCAAGCUAAUAUCCAGUCCGAGUGACACCUAGAUUUUUUCGGAAGAAAUAAAUAAAACACUCCUUGAUGUCUCAUUUGUUGGCAUGCUUGCUGUCUUUUUUAAGUGUCAUUUACAUUUAUUUUGUUGAAUAUUGCUCUUCGCGGCUCAAAAUGUGUUACUUUAGUUAACUCUUUUGCGUUUCGAUGUUGAGAUAAGUUGAGUUGAGUUGUGAAUAAUAGUAUUUUAUAGGUCCUAUCGAGAUGGAUUGAACUUUUUUA